AAAAGCAGCAGUCAUAACUUACCGCUUUAAUUUCAGCAACGCCAACAUCUCGGACACUCAUUGUACGACUUCUGUUUACGUGACAAGACUUUGUCACAUGGCGGGUCUUUGGAGAUCUUAUCAGCUGCUGAUAGCCAAACGUCCAUGGACAGUGCAGAUUAUAACUGCGGGCUCUCUGGUGGGUGUUGGUGAUGUCAUCUCCCAGCAGCUGAUUGAGCGCCGUGGACUGGCCAAUCACAGCGUGAGACGCACCGCCAAGAUGAUGAGCAUUGGCUUCUUCUUCGUCGGUCCAUUGGUCGGUGGAUGGUACAAGGUGCUGGACAAACUUGUUACUGGUGGUACUAAAAGUGCAGCUCUGAAGAAAAUGCUGGCUGACCAGGUGUGCUUUGCUCCGUGUUUCUUGGGUGCUUUCCUGGGAAUAUCCGGAGCGCUCAAUGGACUGACUGUGGAGCAGAAUGUGGCCAAACUCAAGAGGGACUACAUGGAUGCCUUGAUCUCCAAUUACUAUCUUUGGCCUCCAGUCCAGAUAGCCAAUUUUUAUUUCAUCCCUCUCCACCACAGAUUAGCUGUUGUUCAGAUCGUGGCUGUUGCCUGGAACUCUUACCUCUCCUGGAAAGCCAAUAAGAUGUAACGAGAUGUUCCAGAUCUUCCACUACCUCACACAUGGGAUUUUUAUUUAAUUUUUUUAGCAGUUUAUCUUUUACAAGUACAUAUAGUAACAUACUCAUUCAGUUUACAUAGUAGCAUAAAGCUAACAAAUGUAGUUUGGACAACAAAGGUCAAAGUAGACAAUAAUGUAAUUCAGACUUUUUAUUAACAAAAUUAAUGCUAUGUAAUAUUUGUGAUUAUAGAUUAUGUAAAGAAUGUAUAUUGAUUCUAUACAGUUGAUUUACUGUAUAUGUCUAUUUUACCAAAGUUUUGAUGGUGAAUUAUGCUUUAUCAAAGGUAUAAUCAAUAAGAACAGCAGGACUGUAUGUUACAAAAUAUGUCUAUUUUUUUUCUUUUUCUUUUUUCUUCUGUGGUCAUGUGAACUCACGGAUGUGACGUAUAUUACUGGGGCAUUGAAUAAUAUGUCAAUACACUAAUGUGAAUAAAAUACAUCUUUUACAA
Rhinichthys klamathensis goyatoka is the source of this 1110-nucleotide messenger RNA. It is a transcript of the gene mpv17, whose product is annotated as mitochondrial inner membrane protein MPV17. NCBI's taxonomy places the organism in Eukaryota, Metazoa, Chordata, Actinopteri, Cypriniformes, Leuciscidae. Gene Ontology annotation, cellular component: cytoplasm; membrane. Bases 98 to 631 code for a protein of 177 amino acids. The record is from RefSeq and is a predicted model, not a curated record. The transcript has 8 exons.